GCCCCGAGUGUUCUGCAGUGUUCAGAUUGGAGUCUCAGACAAUAGAGCCUGUGUUUGUUCUUCCUCAGAAAGUUGGAGGAGGACAGAAAAGGGAGAAGAAGAAGAAAAGGCGAGGUUUGAUCUCUGUUGGAGGCAGCCCGGACCAGUGACUUGGCGGACAGAAGAAUCACACAAACAGUUAUGAACCUGCAUACAAACAAUAUCAGAAGAUGGGAUGCAGCACUGUCAAGAUUAUGAUCUACCGCGCUGGUAAAUAAAGGAUUACCGACACACACAACCCCCUUCUUUUCUAUUGUUCUUUGACUAUGGGGGCUGGAGAGGAAAUGCAUGCACGGACAGUAAAAAUGAGCACCCCGGGGGUGCUGGCUGUGGUGACAGUGUUUUCUAUGAUUCCCGGCGGGUUACUGAGUGAUAUAAGAGAUACUCAGGGUCUGGAAGGCCAACAGCUGGCCCGGGGGUCCACUGUUCUGCACCAUCGCCAAAAGAGAGGCUGGAUUUGGAAGCAGCUGUUUGUCCAGGAGGAAGAUCCGACUUCUCAAAUUAUUGGCCAGGUCAAAUCUGACUCUGAUCGAGGCACUUUUACUAUCAAGUACAGAUUAUCAGGAGAAGGUGCUGGAGAUGUGUUCAAGAUAGACGAGAAUUCUGGAGAGAUCUGGACUCUGAAGAAGCUGGACCGCGAGAAAAAGGCCUUCUAUGUCCUUCAGGCCCACGCUAUAAAUACAAGGACUGAGGAGCCAGUGGAGCCCCAGUCUGAGUUCAUAAUCAAAGUGCAGGACAUCAACGACAAUGCUCCGCAGUUCCUGAACGAACCUUAUGUCUCCAGCAUCCCUGAGAUGAGUCCAGUAGGGACCACGGUGGCCCAGGUGACAGCCACAGAUGCGGAUGAUCCCAUGUUUGGCAACAACGCAAAGCUCAUCUACUCCAUCCUGCAGGGGGAGCCCUACUUCUCUGUGCAGCCAAAGACGGGAAUCAUUGUAACAUCAUGGGCUGAUAUGAACCGUGAAGCCAGGGAGGAAUACCUGGUGGUGGUGCAGGUGAAGGACAUGCUGGGACUCAGCGGCGGCUACUCCUCCUCCACCACGGUUACCGUUACUCUAACUGACGUGAAUGACAAUGCGCCCACAUUUCAGCAACAUGUGUACACUUUUGCUUUGCCUGAAAAUGCAGCCGUUGGGACCACAGUGGGUAGAAUCAUGGCAGAAGAUGGAGACAUUGGCAGUAACGCCAAAAUGACAUACCGCCUGGAAGAUGACCUGAUAGAAAGCUCCACUUUUAUCAUUGAAACAGACCCAGUGACGCAGGAAGGAGUGAUUCUUUUGGGAAUGCCUUUGGACUAUGAAUCCAAGAGACGCUACAUGAUGGUGGCAGAGGCAAGUAACAACCACCCAGACACUCGGUUCUUGCCUCUGGAUGAGUUCAGCGACAGGACGACGCUGAAGAUUUUUGUGGAGGAUGUCGACGAGCCGCCUGUCUUCUUCUCAGCAGUCUAUGAGUGGAAGAUUCCUGAGAAUGCAGCAGUGGGAACAGUGGUUGGCACCGUUAGCGCCAGAGACACUGACACAGUCAAAAAUCCCAUCAGAUACUCAAUCGACAAAAAGACCGAUGCCACCAACGCUUUCAAAAUAGACCCAAACAAUGGAACCAUAGCUAUCGCUAAGGCUUUGGAUCGAGAAACUGCAGACUGGCACAACAUGAGCGUUGAAGCCAAGGAAACCAUGCAAAACCAUUUAUCCUCCUCCGUGGUGGUGUUCAUCACCGUGCUGGACGUAAACGACAACGUGCCAAGGCUUGCGAGGGAUUACCAGCCAUAUAUCUGCGAGGGCACGCAAGCAGGAGAACUCAUUCAUCUUCUCAGUGCUGUCGACCCGGACAAGGCUGUGGAGGAGCACCACUUCUACUACUCCAUGGUUCCUCAGGAGCGCAUCAAUCCAAACUUCACCAUCAGAGAUAAUCAAGAUAACACGGCAGGCAUUGUGGCGCGCAGGAGCACUUUCACACGUAAAGAUCAGACUCAGUACCUGCUUCCUGUGGUGCUGACCGACAGCGGCACCCCGGCCCUCUCCAGCACCACCACGUUGACCAUCGGCGUCUGCAGCUGCCUCCCUGCUGGCCAUUGUCCCACUGCGGGGGUCGAGGCUCUCGCUCUCUCCGGGUUCAGCAUGCAAACCUUAAUAGGGAUUUUAGUCUGCCUGGUCACUCUCACUGCGCUGUCGGUUCUAAUGCUGAUUGUGAGGAGGCACAGGCGAAAGCAACAGGAGGGGACGGAUAUGGAAGUGAAGGAGUUGGAGCUGCCCGAGACCUUUUCCCAGAAGGUGCUUUACUACGGAGAGAGGAGAGACGGCCUGGACUUCUGCCAGCCUCCCGUCCCACUGCGCCCCCAUCCGAGGAGGAGAGACAGGAAACUGCGAAGGGAGGAAGUCAGGGCCAGCAUACGGAUGUCGCUCCGAGAGUCACACCUCAUUGGGCCGGAGGACGAGGUAUUCAGGCAGUUUAUCCUGGACAGACUGGCAGAAGCCGAUCAGGAUCCUUAUGUCCCACCAUUUGAUUGCCUUCGGACUUACGCUUACGAAGGGUCAGGGUCGUCCUCAGGGUCUUUGAGCUCAUUGGACUCCUGUUUGGAAUUUGAACCUGAGAAACCUGUGUGUAACACCAAUCCUUAUGCAGUAAGACUCACCCCCUGGUACGGAGGAGCAGAGGAGGACACAUUCUUCUAAAGAUUUAUCCCCCCACCCCUUUUAUAUAUUGAUAACAAUUGUUAAAGGGUAGAAAGACCAGGACAGUUUGUGUCCAGUAGGCUUUAAUCAAACAGACAUUGAUGAUUUCUCAUAGGCAUAUUCACACUCAUUGAAUAUUUUUCAUAUUUUAUCCGGAUUUAAUGUGGUAGGUCAGCUCAAAGUAAUUCAACAUUUGAUUUUGAAGAUGAUGGAAAAUGAUCCAUGACUUUCAAAUGUUUUAUCAGUGUAUAUUUUUUGAGUAAAGGUGAAUACAAACGUUUGCCCCACAUUUGAGGUUUUUAUUAAAAAGAAAUUGCAAGCCAUGUUUCUGCUGCCUUGGGUUGGUUUGUUGCAUAGUAUCUGAAUGAAACCAAAAUAAAAUACAUUGUGCUUGUAAAAUGUGAAAAAAGAAAAUUAUGUAGGGUAAAUGUUUGUACCAAUAUUUCUUGAAGUUUUGUUCUUUUUUGUUAGAUUUCAGGCUGACUUCUUCUCCCUGCUGUAAGGGCUGUUAAGGCUGCAGGCUUCAACAUUUUUUUCUUCAUCUUGACAGUUUGCACAAUGACAAAGUGUACUUUUUAAAAUGUCAAACUAUUGCUGUGAAGAUACUAUCAAGCCUUAUAUAAAAACAGCUACUGCUGGCAAGCUUCACAUAUCCAAUCCAUUUUGGCAGCUGUAUUUUUGUUGCUUUCUAAAACCACAUAUACUGCUCAACUCUCCUCUCUGUUCUUUACUUCUUUUAAAUGUUAUAUUUAUUACCUAAUACAUAAUUUCAGCCUGUUUGACUGGGAUUGUGUAUCAUUUAGUUGAAAAUAUUAUUCCAAUGAGAUCAUGUAAACGGCAUUGGAGGAAAUAAAAAGCAUGCUCUUAUAUUCGUAAUUUUCUUAUCACUUCUUAUAGAUUUUCCCACACUUCUUAUACAGUAUAUACUUGCUGUAACAUUAAAUGGCCUUUCAGGACCUGAAUAAAGCUGGAUCUGAAUCUACCAAAAAGUUCUCAAAUUAUAAUUGUAUUAUAAUAAUCAAUGGCUUAGUCCACAAUGUGCUUCUCUUUUACCCUUUUACCAAUUCAUAUCCCAAGUUGUCCCCCUUUUCUCCAUCUUCCCCUCUCCACUCUCAUUUCAAACUACUUUCUUCUUCUAUUGUUCAUCAGUUCAUUUCUCUUUUUAGGAGAUACUUAAAUUUCACAUUCACAGCAGAUCACAAAAUUGUGCAAACUUUAUCCAAAUACAAUACAAUAUUUACCCCAGAAGCUAAAAAAACCCCAACUGGUUUAAUUGAAAAUUUAGAAAAUGAGUUAGUAUAAGCUUGAUAUAUUAGUCUGCACAGACAUAAACUAAUACUUUGUCACAGAAUCUUUUCUGUUCAUUUUCAAGAUUUGAUCGUUUAGAGACACCAUUUAACACCUGCCAACUGUAGUGAAUCCAAUGUACUAGAAAUAAAUUUCAACAGACCUUGUAGGAAUUUCUUGACAUUUUAUCCUUUUUAUCUUUUAGCAAAAGCCAUAGAGCUGUACAGAUGUCCAUUAUACAUCUAAAUUUAGAUUGCAACCUACCAAGGUUUUACUAAAUUUAGCUUUAUUUUAGUCUUAGCUUCUAAAGUAUUGGUAAGACUAAAAUGAAGCUAUGUAAAGAUCGUUCGUACAGUUUGUUAGCAACGUCUUAAACUUUUUCACUUUUUCUUUCUCAGUUUUAGCUGAGAUGUUUGCCUAUGUAGGUCAUGUGCCCUGUAACCUUACAGCUGUAGAUCACAAUUGUGUCCUAGCAACAGAAGCAUUCCUGAAGGAAGUGGUUACCCAUCUAGCUCUGCUGCUUUCCACCAACUCUUGGGGCCAAUUUUAAGAUUCCUUAUCUUGUUAUCUAUAAGCUAUACGUUUGUAGCUUUUUUCCCUGACUACUUUGUUGCACUAAGCAGGAAGUGCAUAUUAGCUUUACUGUACACAAUCUGCUGAACAAUACACUCUCUGCUCGAACUGAAAAAUAGGCUGUUGAGAAGCCUAUUUCUCAAAACUAUUUCUGUUUUUUAUAAGAUGAAUAAAACAUAAUGUCACUAACA
Xiphophorus couchianus (Monterrey platyfish) is the source of this 4765-nucleotide messenger RNA. It is a transcript of the gene cdh19, whose product is annotated as cadherin 19, type 2. Bases 306 to 2714 code for a protein of 802 amino acids. The record is from RefSeq and is a predicted model, not a curated record. The transcript has 13 exons. NCBI's taxonomy places the organism in Eukaryota, Metazoa, Chordata, Actinopteri, Cyprinodontiformes, Poeciliidae. Gene Ontology annotation, biological process: calcium-dependent cell-cell adhesion; multicellular organism development; cell morphogenesis. Gene Ontology annotation, molecular function: calcium ion binding; beta-catenin binding; cadherin binding. Gene Ontology annotation, cellular component: plasma membrane; catenin complex; adherens junction.